AUGUCUGUCGUCGUCAGAUACCAGGAGGAUGAUACGAUGCCCAUGCUAGCGGGCGUGAUUUCCCAGCUCCUGAGGGCGGAAAACAUUCCGUGUGUCCUCUGGGGACCAGGAUAUAGAAGUCUCUUGGCAAUGGAAGACUCAAGCCACCCACACUACCGCGUUGACUUCGUGAUCGAAGACGAGAACAUGAACGGCGCAAUCCGCGCGCUCCGCAAGGCAGGAUUCAUAGAAGACGGUGUUGGCGCUACCUGUGCUAACUGUAUGCACGGGCCUGAAUUGGAGCCUGAAAUCAUUCACCAAGCCAUAGAGCUCGGGGAUUCCAAUUACUGCUUUCGUGCGAAUCCUCACCCCAUAACUCGCAGCGACUACCAAAGCGACCAUGAAUUCGCGGCCGCGCUGAAAACUCUGGAGCGGCGUAUAGGAUACACGCCCAGACCGUCGAUGUAUCCGCAUAUUGGCCUGUUUCUGAAAUCCCAGCACAUGUGGACCAUGCCGAGGUUUAAGCUUGACAUUCCGCGCGAGGACGACCAGUGUUUCAUGCUGGCCAGCGACAUUGCGUUCCCGGGGACGAAGCCGCUCCGCAGGCUCCGCUACAGCACGGCCUACGGGCCCGUGGUGACGGUGAACCCGGUUUGUUUUGUCAAAAUUCUCAUCCUAAGUGUCGUGCGUGGCGCGCACCUCACGGGCGAUGUCAAUUUCGAAGAAUCGAUUCCCAUCAAUCUGAUGAGAGUCGCAGACCGUGUGGGGCCGUAUUUCGAAAGAGACUCUCAUGACAUUUUGAACUAUGAUCGUUAUUCCAAGCGCCUUCGCGGGAUCUGGAUGCUCAUCAACUCGAUCGAAACCAAGGACAAGGGGAUGGCAGCGCAAUUCGGCAAGCCGGCGACAGAUGAUGAUGAGGACGCCUUAAGAAAGCGGAUCCUGCAGGUGGCCAAGGAGAUGGCAGAAGAUUUCGAUUUUCCAGAGACCCCGACCUCUUGGCGUUUUAAGCCUAGCCAGUAG
Messenger RNA from Aspergillus steynii IBT 23096, 999 nucleotides. RefSeq lists its product as uncharacterized. NCBI's taxonomy places the organism in Eukaryota, Fungi, Ascomycota, Eurotiomycetes, Eurotiales, Aspergillaceae. The record is from RefSeq and is a predicted model, not a curated record. The transcript is spliced from 2 exons. The coding region runs from base 1 to 999 and encodes 332 amino acids.